AUGGAGUGUGGUAAAGGUUACCGUCCCUCUUAUGCUUGGAGAAGCUUGCUUUUUGGUAGUGAGUUGCUUAAGAAAGGGCUGAUAAGAUCCAUUGGGAAUGGGAGAUCGACAUAUGUUUGGUCACAGAGCUGGAUCAUGGAUGACUGUCCUCGGAGACCUGUCAAUAAACAAAGAGAGAUUGAUGUUAACCUACGAGUGGAGUCACUUCUGGAUGAUAAUCAUCAAUGGAACGUGGAGAAACUACAAACUCUAUUUCCAGAAAAUGAGGUGGCUCGUAUCCGCCAGCUUCAGGUUGGCAACAUCGCUGAUAAGGAUAUAUGGGCUUUCUCUGAUAAUGGUUCUUACACGGUUAAGAGUGGUUAUAAGUUGGCAUCUCUAGCAAAAGAAACAGAGGAAGUACAUUCUGCAGUAUCACGGCCUGGAAAUUUUGAGCUCAAAAGAAAGAUCUGGAAAGUUGCAACAACUCCUAAGAUUCGAAACUUCCUGUGGAGAGCGGCUUCUGGUGCCUUGGCGGUCGCAGAGAAUUUGAAUACAAGAGGUUUAAACGUUGACCUGCCACCAAUGAGUUCGGUAUCAGUGACUGAAGGUCUCUCUAUGCUUCUUCAGCUUAUGUCAGACACUACAAUACCGAAGUCUCCGCGAGUGGCUAUUCCUUGGAUUCUUUGGACCAUAUGGAAAAACCGGAAUAGUUUGAUUUAUGCGGACUCUCAGGAAUCUUUGGUGAAUCAGGUUCAACAGGCUUUGGAAGAAGCGCGUUUAUGGGAAGAGGUGAACGGUAAGGAGGAAGAGGUCGUUGGUAUACAAGGAAUCAGUGCAGUCUCGAAGAAAUGGGAACCUCCUAUGGCAGGUUUCGUCAAAUGUAACUUUCACUCGAAUUGGAGGAAUGCCUCAUUGCACAGUGGAGUUGCUUAUCUGGUGCGUGAUCAACAAGGCAACGUUUUACAUCAUGCAAGAGACGCCAUCACUUUCUCACCGAAUAGGCUAACGUCUGAGCUGCGAUGUUUCAUCUGGGUACUGAAAAGCUUGCGGGAUCUAGGAUAUCAGGAAAUCGUUUGCAGUUCUGAUUGUCAUGAAGUUAUGGAGGCUGUAAUGAAACCCCUUGGCUGGCCUCGCUACCGGAUUCUCCUUCAAGAGAUCACCGCUCUGUGUGGGUCUUUCCACUCUGUUGCCUUUGAAACAGAAUCUGCACACUCCAACAUGGUAGCUCACGAGAUAUCAAAGAGUGUUCUCCGUUAUGGUAGGUUUCAAUCUUACCUAGCUUUGGGAGGGCCAGCUUGGUUACAUCAUCUGAUCGUAAGGGAAACAAGUUAG
Molecule: messenger RNA, 1311 nt
Organism: Raphanus sativus (radish)
Lineage: Eukaryota; Viridiplantae; Streptophyta; Magnoliopsida; Brassicales; Brassicaceae
Exons: 2
Coding region: 1-1311 (436 amino acids)
Molecular function (GO): RNA-DNA hybrid ribonuclease activity; nucleic acid binding
Source: RefSeq, a predicted model, not a curated record